Tremella mesenterica DSM 1558 is the source of this 324-nucleotide messenger RNA. RefSeq lists its product as uncharacterized. Lineage: Eukaryota; Fungi; Basidiomycota; Tremellomycetes; Tremellales; Tremellaceae. The transcript is spliced from 3 exons. Bases 1 to 324 code for a protein of 107 amino acids. The record is from RefSeq and is a predicted model, not a curated record.
AUGCAUAUCUUACUCUUCAAAAUGCUCAUUGAUCUGAUAGCCGUAGAUCCUGCUUCUUAUGUCUAUCCUUUGUGUAUAGCACAUUUCUUCAGAUUCUAUGGAUCAUUUGUCUUAUUGAGUAGACGUUUUUGGCACAAAGUGUCACAGGCGGGGUCUAAUCCCCAAGGGAUAGGCAAGGUGACUGAGAUGGGGCUGAAACCCAAUACUUGUCUCGGGCUCGUAGAGCUUGAGGAGUAUACAGAGGGUGACAAGGGACUGAGGGGACUGAGGGAACUGAGACAACUGCAAGAUGUCAGGCUGGAUCUGACUGGAGUGACAAGUUGA